AGUCGUCAUGUGCCUAGUGCUACGCUACCAUCUACACGCCACUGCGAUUGCAUGACUACUCAGUUAUGUGACAGAGGUCACUAGAGCCACGAUGGAGUCGUGUCAGUCGCUGCUCCAAUUCGCCAGGAUCCUGCCCAGGGAGGACUACGCGCCAGAAUAUGCCUUCGAAGAAUGCAGCCUUUGUCAAGCAAUGCAACUCGAGCUCACUGGACCUCCCAAGCUCGCCCUCAGAGCUCGGGAGUACGAGGACGACCCUCCGCACGGGCUGUCACAAAAGAGGCCGUCAGUGACGUUGAUGAAGUGGGCGACGGGGGGGACCAAGAGGAAACCAUCCGGGGGGAAGGGAGACUUUCCCCUCAACCAGGACACCCCUAGCAGACAGGUGAGCUUCAACAACGGAGGUGCACGGCCAGGAGUGUACAACAAUCCCACCAGUCCCAUCACGCUACAGUCUGUCCCACGGGCCGAGCCCAUCACCUUGGCCACGCUGGACCGGGACUGCUUCAUCAUCCCUGUGGCCAGCAUAGACAGGUUCCUACCUGCCGGAGUACCUCUUCCCCUACCAACUGCCAAGCCGAGUCAGCUGAGCGUGCUAGAGGUUGACGACCCCAAGUUGUGCGUGCUGAUUCACCUGAUGACCCAGAUGGAGCCUAUAGAGCCAAUCCUGGAGUCUCCUCUGACACGACCCUUGGCCAAGCAGAAGACAGCUGCCUGCGACCUCCUCACAGAGGUGGGCUCUGCCAAGACAGCCAUGGAAGGGAUGUUACUGUCAAAUCUCGAGAGGAACGCUGAGUUUCCCUUCAUCGCUUACUAUCUGAUCAACAAGAACCAAACAGAUCCGAGGGAGUUCUUCUACAACUGCCGAGCGACCUCUCUAAAGAAGUUUGACCCUCAGUGCACCAGGUACACCGCAGCCCACACCUUCGAUCUCUUCAAUGAGGUAGCUACGAUCGCAAGACCUCCGCUAGAGACAGGCACAAAGAGACCAAACAGUGAGGCCACAGGUUACAUAAUCUCAGUGUACAAAGUGUUUGAAGGAGAUGACAGCGAGAAGUUUGAGAAGAAUUGGCUAUACUGGACUGGUGCCCGUAUGAUCUACCGGUACCUCCCCAAGUCUGUGGGGCUUCGAAGGAUAACUCUGCACAAGUCACAGUCCAAUGGUGACAAGUUGUACAUGCUGAUGGUGGAAUGUUCCAACUUCCUACAGGACCUGACUGCAGCAGCCGUGCUGAUACCAGCCUUGCGAGCCCGGCUCUGCGGCUACACGGGUCUUUACAGAACCACCGCAGUCUUCUGAUGUGAUAUCGAGCAUUGUGUUCUUAUUGUUAAUGUUACUCGUAUAUUUUAAGGUAUUUAUAAGUACUGACUGUUUCAAUUUGUGAGUUCCAAUAGAAACCGUGGGGCGUCCAAUACAAAUUGUGAGGUGCAAUACAAACUAUGAGGUCCAAAUAAGUUACAAAUUAUGUAUUUCAACACAAAUUACGAGUCCAACUUUGCACUGGGUGUUUGGGUGGUUUUCUAUGCCACUGGUAUUUUUAGGGUCUGGUAUGGGAGCAAACUAAGCCCUGGUCCUGAAAUUGUUACCAUAUAACGUCAUUCUUUUGUUUUGUUAGAUAGCACUAUCAAAUAAAAAGAUGCCCAAUGAAUAAUAUGACAUCUGUCCAGAAUCAAUAUCAUUUUGCUGCUCAUAAGUCUUUAAAUAACUUUUUUUUUAUAUGUUUUUUUUUACUUUUUGAAAAUAAAUCUGUUGACGUAAACCAAAAACAAAUGCAAUAGAAAUAACACAUUUUGUAUUCUAAAGAAAUUUAGAAUGUCAAUAAAACCUCAUCAAACCUUUCCCAUGCUGUCAACUAGCUGUGUCUUUACAAACACGUAGAGACUUAUAGGUUACACUCAUAAAUUAUUGUUAUUGUUUCAAUAUCUAUUUAGCAUACUUUCUACAUAAAACGGGAACAAACAGCUUUUCUUAAAGCAGAGAGUGAAUUUAUCCCUACAAAGCAAAUGAACCACAUGCAGAGCAAAAUUGUGACUCCUCUUCCCACAAAAUAGGAUUGGAUCACAUUUUGAAACAGUUUAUAAGAUUAAUUUUAUUAUAAUGUGAGAUCUGGUAGAACAGUUUUAUAUUUAUUACUAUGUAAUAAAUUAUAAAUCGAGGUAUGUUACCAUAUAUCUAUAAUUUGUUUUGUACAUUUUUGUUUCAUAAAGCUAAAUGAAGUCACUUUAAAUGAUUCUGAUAAAAUAUGUAUAACACAAUUUUUUCUGUAAGGGUUUAACAUCAAAGUGAUGCAUUUAUAGAAGAAUAAGGGGUUGGUUAAACUAAUUUUGCAAUGUAAUAUUUGAAUAUUUACUGGAAAAUAUACAGCUAGACCACUGGGCAGUUCAACCACAAUGAACUGUGAGAAACCUGGCAUAGUGAUGUUGUGGGUUUGUGUCUCAGUGUCCCUACUACUGUUGUACUACAUAUACCGGCCACUUACUCCUUGCUUUGCUUUUCGUAUUAGAAAAGACUACUAACCUAAAUGAACCGCAUAUAUGUCUCUGGAUCUCACAUAAAGGCUCAAUUUUUACCACUUUACCACUUUUAUUUCCAAUUUCGUUACCAUUAUCAGCCAUUGUACUUGGUAAAAUAGUUUCUUAAGUUAAUUUUAAUUAAAUAUUUUUUACUUGUUAAUAUUUAAAACAAAAAGGUAAUGAGCUCAAGAGCAUCUCAACAUCACCAGUAUUCAGAUUAACUUUUUAGCCCUAAAUUAAAAUUUGUUGAUUCGCUUUAACUCGGCCUUAGAUUAUUAGAGAGUGGGUUUUAAAUUUGCAAUAGCCCUAGCUUAAUCUUGAAUAGCUUACAAAAAUUUUGGAAAUUUCUAAUAGUUUUUGAAUAUUUAAAUAUCCUAGAUAGACAAUACUAGAUGAAUAGGCAAAUUGGAGUAUGUUCAAUACUUGCUUCAUUCAUUAAUUAGUAGUUUAAAACUACAUAAUGGUAAAUAGCUCUUGCUAUGCACAACUUAUCAAGGAUUUUUAUUAUAUAUUUUAAUAGGCAGGCAUGUUUCUUUAAAACCUUUUUUCUCAGCUCGUUUGCAUUGCAAAGAAAAUCUAGGCACACUGUUAGAAAGAUAUUUUACUGUUGUAGAUGUGUAAAAUCCCUUUAUAAAUUAAAAAAAGGCUCAAAAACAACCACAAAAAAUCAAAUUGAAAUUUAAUAAAAAAUUAACAUAUGGGCCAUAUGGGUUGCCAUAUGGUGACGAAAUAACAAUGAAAUAUAAACAUUAAAUCAAAACAAAUUGAAGAAAUUCCAAUCACAUGUUUUGUUUGGAGAAGACAGUACAUUACAUAUUUUUGGUUGAGUUUUCAACCGUUGGACAGCCUCUAGUUUAAAUUAAUUCUAAUUAUUAUUUCCAGUGAUGUUUAGUUAAAAAAUGUCAUGGAAUGUAAACAAAAAUAAUGUAUCUGGUCCCCUUAAAAAUAGAUUCACUGUUAUAUCCUGUAAACUAAGUAUUAUCAUACAAAUAUUCUUUUUUCAUGUAGCUUUCAUGUCUAGUGAUGGCGGCUUAUUUACCAGUAGUGAAUUUUAUUUUUCAAAAUAAAGUAAUAUUUUUAUUUCAUUCCAUAGCUACAAAACCAUGCAAGUUUACAAACUAUUUAAAUAUAUUGUACUACGCAAAUUUUAAUUAAAAUAGUGACCUGUAGAUUGUAACAAUAUUACUCUUAUAUUUACCUUCAUCAUUUUAUGACUCAUAAUUAUUAGCCACUAUUUUCAUUUUACAAUUAAUCAGAACAUGUGUUAUGAUGUUCCAGUGUACAGUACAAAUAAAAUGUUUACUGAUCACAUUGUAAAAAUGUUUAGGUAAAACAGAAAUUAUAUUUCUUCCAGUGACAAAAUCUCCUUGAAUAAUGUUCAGUUAUGUGUAAUAAUAGUCAGAAUAUGUUCCAUAAUGUUUGUUUAUCCCAUACAGACAGACACCCCCCCCCCCCCACAUAUUACAGAUUUUUUUUCAGUAACAUCCCCUUUUCAGCUGUCCUACUGAACAAUUUUUUAUGAUUGAGGUGUCAUUAAAAAGCUUAAUUAAGAUCUAACGAGGGACGAAAGAAUGGCUGGUAACUAAAAAGGUAAUUUCCUUUAGUGCUUUGCCCUCUUCGCCCUCUAGCAUUUGAUUAUUCAUUUUAGCGUUAUAAGAAAAUUACUACGCACUUGCAUAAGAAUGGAUUUUUUAUUAUUAAUCUGAUCUGAUUUGUUUUAUUAAUUGUAUUGUAACUAUCAUACUCAUUGACAAUUGAAUAUAAGCUACAUAUCAUUCUAGCUAAAUACAAUCAUUACUAUACUGUUUGUCAACCGACCACUGCAUCUUACAUCGCUACCAUGAAAUUGGCUUCCACAACUAACUGCUUAAGUGCAUAUUUUAGACUUUAUAAGCAUAAAUGACAUUUUAUAGUGAUUUUAAUAAAUAUAUUUACAGAUUU
Molecule: messenger RNA, 4452 nt
Organism: Macrosteles quadrilineatus (aster leafhopper)
Lineage: Eukaryota; Metazoa; Arthropoda; Insecta; Hemiptera; Cicadellidae
Exons: 8
Coding region: 92-1297 (401 amino acids)
Source: RefSeq, a predicted model, not a curated record